This is a messenger RNA of Megalobrama amblycephala (Wuchang bream), 1992 nucleotides long. Its product is annotated as nuclear factor 7, ovary-like. The transcript is spliced from 6 exons. Gene Ontology annotation, molecular function: protein binding; zinc ion binding. The record is from RefSeq and is a predicted model, not a curated record. Bases 240 to 1598 code for a protein of 452 amino acids. NCBI's taxonomy places the organism in Eukaryota, Metazoa, Chordata, Actinopteri, Cypriniformes, Xenocyprididae.
GGAAGAGACUGACUCAUUAUUUCUCUUUUCUGUCAUACUGACUCUCUUCUCUCUUGACAAAAGCAAUAAAGAAUCAGCGAUCAGUGGAGAAUGAAGAGAAACACUUUCAAGAAGGAUUUUUGAGACAUUUGUUUCUGAACAGACAGCAGAUCGUUGUGAUUCUCAAGGUGAUUCAUUUUUAAAACCGUCGUUCAGAAAGUAAAAGUAAAGUUUAUAUUGCUGGAGCUCAAACAGUGAAAAUGGCUUCACUAAAUGUUUCUGCUGAAGAUCUUUCUUGUCCCGUGUGCUGUGAAAUCUUCAAGACUCCUGUUCUUUUAUCAUGUAGUCACAGUGUCUGUAAAGAGUGUCUUCAACAGUUCUGGAGAACCAAGAAAACUCAGGAGUGUCCUGUCUGCAAGAGAAGAUCCUCGAAAGAGUUUCCUCCAAUUAAUCUUGUGUUAAAAAACUUGUGUGAGUCGUUCCUGACGGAGAGAAAUGAGACACGUUCAUCAGGAUCUGAGGAGAUCUGCCGUUUACACAGUGAGAAACUCAAACUCUUCUGUCUGGAGGACAAACAGCCUGUGUGUUUAGUGUGUAUUAAUUCACAGAAACACGUCAGUCACACAUUCAGACCCAUCUGUGAAGUGGUUUCAUCAUAUAAGGAGGAGCUCAAUACAGCACUGAAGUCCUUACAAGAGAAACUUCAACACAAUGAAGAAAUGAAAGGAGAGUUUGAGAAAACAGUUCAACUCAUCAAGUCUCAAGCUGAGCACACAGAGCGUCAGAUUAAACAGCAGUUUGAGAAGCUUCAUCAGUUUCUCAGGGAUGAAGAAGAAGCUAUAAUCACUGCACUGAGGGAGGAAAAGGAGCAGAAGAAGCAGAUGAUGAAGGAGAAGCUGGAGGAGAUGAACAGAAACAUCUCAGCUCUUUUACACACAAUCAAAGACAUAGAGGAGAUGAUGAAAGCCAAUGACGUCUGCUUUCUGAAGGAGUUUCCAGUCUCAAAGGAAAGAGUCCAGAGCUCACAGCCGGAUCCACAGAUGGCUUCUGGAGCUUUGAUUCAUGUGCCACGUUACUUGGGCAACCUGCCGUUCAGAGUCUGGAAGAAGAUGCAGGACAUCGUCCAAAACACUCCUGUGAUUCUGGAUCCAAACACUGCGAAUCCAUGUCUCAUCCUGUCUGAUGAUUUGACCAGUGUGAGAGACAGCGGGAACAAACAACCUCUUCCUGAUAAUCCAGAGAGAUUUGACAUCUAUCCCUGUGUUCUGGGAUCAGAGGGUUUUAACUCAGGAACACACUGCUGGGAUGUGGAGGUUAAAGGGAGUUCAGGCUGGAUCCUUGGAGUAACUACAGCAACAAACCAGAGGAAGGAACAUGUUUUCUUCAACACGGAUGUCUGGAGUGUGACGUAUGGAUAUAUUGUUGGUUCUAGUUUUCGUGUCAAUCAGAAGCUUGAUCGUGUGAGAGUGAAUCUGGACUAUGACAGAGGAACGGUGUCAUUCUCUGAUCCUGUAACAAACACACAUCUACACACAUUCACACACACCUUCACUCACACACUAUUUCCAUUCUUUUGGUGUUCUUCCUCUCUGAGGAUCUUACCGGUCAAUAGUCAGUAAUCGUUACUCCUGUAGGUCUGGAUCUUCCUGCUUUCAUCAUGUUUCCAAUAUUUAAUCCAGAUCACAUGCAGUAAGAGCACUGUUGAUCUGAAUAUCAGUUCGGUGACUGUGAUUGGGCCGUGAUGACCACAUGACUGAUAUCAGCACUACAGCAACACUCACACUCCCAUAUUUCAUAUCAACAGAUCAAUAAACAACAAGUUUAUUUAAUUAGAGUUUAGAUGAAGUUUAAAAAACAUUUUACACAAUAAGACCAAUUAUUAGACCAUUUUAGAAUACCCACUAUGGUAACACUUUACAAUAAGGUUGUAUUAGUUAACAUUAGUUAAUGCAUUAGUUAACAUUAACUAACCAUGAACAAAACCUCUGUUCAGCAUUAGUUAAACUUUGUUAA